Molecule: messenger RNA, 852 nt
Organism: Miscanthus lutarioriparius
Lineage: Eukaryota; Viridiplantae; Streptophyta; Magnoliopsida; Poales; Poaceae
Source: the annotation of a GenBank genome assembly
AUGAUGGCUACCCCGACCACCGAUGAACUUGUCCAAGCUGAUGCUGAGCUUUGGUGCCACACCUUCGCCUACCUCAAGUCCAUGGCGCUGCAAAGCGCCAUCAAGCUCGGAAUCCCCACCGCCAUCCAUCGCUGUGGCGGCGCGGCCUCCCUAUCUGUGACCUACAGGCUGCGCCACUCCCUGUCCCUGCAAGCAAAUGGCCAUGCGUACGUGUCUCGCCUCAUGAAGCUGCUAACCGUCUCGGGGAUAUUCAAAGAGGGCGAGCCAGGCGUGUACUGUCUCACGCCGGUGCCACGCCUCCUCGUGGACGACGACGCCGUCGUCGUCGACGGCGGCGGUGACGACACGGCAUGCCAGUCACAAUUCACGGUCGCGGCCACUUCGCCGUUCCAUUUCGCAGCUUCUCAGCGCCUCCCCGAGUGGCUCCAGAGCGAGGACGACCAUGCCGCGGCGGAGACGCCGUUCAUGAUGGCGCAUGGGGCGGGGUUCUUUGGCGUUGCAGGCCGUGACUUGGAGUUUGGUGCGCUGUUCAACGAGUCCAUGGCCGCCGACAGCCGCUUCGUGGUGGAGAUCCUCGCACGCCGGUGCGGCGGGACGUUUGCGGGGGUAACGUCUGUCGUCGACGUCGGAGGCGGGGACGGGACGACGGCCAAGGCCAUUGCAAAGGCCUUCCCGCAUGCGAGGUGUUCGGUGCUGAAGCUUGCCCAGGUGGUGGACAAGGUGCCGGUUCAUGGUACUGUUGAGUUUGUUGCAGGUGACAUGAUGAAGUUCGUCCCUCCGGCUGAUGUUGUGUUACUCAAGGACAAAAUUUGUGUGAGGGCCAUCCGCACAAACAUGCGGACUUAUGGCUGA